Spodoptera littoralis (African cotton leafworm) is the source of this 807-nucleotide messenger RNA. Lineage: Eukaryota; Metazoa; Arthropoda; Insecta; Lepidoptera; Noctuidae. The record is from the annotation of a GenBank genome assembly.
AUGUCGUCUAACGAAGAAGGGUUUUUCUAUAGUGUUCAAAAUCUGUUAAAACAAGACUAUCGCGGCGUAAAUAUAGCUGUUUAUGCUCUCGCCACAGCCGGCUUAGCGGUGUCGAUACAUAAAAUACGUCCGGUUAGCAAGUUCUCAAAACCGAGUACAGUUCCUGAACACUUUAUAAGAAAUCAUGAGACUCUGAGAGGUACUUAUGCGGGUGUCCAACACUCGCCGCUCCGUGUAUUAGUGGACCAUAGAGCUCCUAUUUACUUACCUUUAUGGCAUUCUGCUAAAGCUCCUCUUCCAGUGAAGCUAUGGGGAGUAGAAGCAGUGAGUGGAAAUGCUGUAAAUUGGUUGGAAUGUGUGGCCAAAGGUCACAAAGUGACUUUGAAACUUAUCACAAAAGAAAAUGAUGAGCUGGUAUCCAGUGUGUCAUUGCAUUUACCUCAAUCACGGAAAAACACUGUGGAGACUCUUGAUAUUGCUGAAAGGCUCGUAGAGCUUGGUUUUGCUAAAGCAUUAGUUCCCAGCAAUAUCCAGAAAAAAACAAUAGAAUCAAAGUUGGCUCCAGCUUUGUUGUCUGCUGAGGCCCGUGCCAAGGACUAUCGGAAUGGUAUCUGGUCAGACUGUCUACCGCCCCUACCUUUUUAUGUUGUCUACUGGAGGAAAGGAUCACAGAAAGGUGCAGAAUUACUCCUUCUAACAUCCAAAAUGUUGUUCAAACUAAUAGCAAGUGGAUCUAAAGGUAUCUAUGGAGGAGCGAAAAAGUUAGCUCUCAGACCCUUCAAAUCUAAGCAAGUACAAACUACAUGA